UCCUGGCUGCAGCCGACGGUGGCUUCCUGCUCGCUCCUGCCCCUGACAAACGGCCCAUUCUCAUCACUGAUCAUGUGCCUCGCUCUCUGGCCGUCUCCGGCUCUGCAGCAGGAAGUCAGCCUUGUUUCCCCCCCCCCGCAUUUCUUUUCUCCCUCUUCCUGACAGCCCCUCUCCCUGCCUCAUUUUCACGCCGGCAGAGGCCCCUCCGCUCCGGCCCGCUCCGCUCGGCUCCUGCUGCCGGCCAGGGAGAGCAGGUCAUGGAGGCCCUGGCGGAGGAGAAGGAGCCGUCGCCGAUGGGCGAGUCUCUGCCUCUGCCCACCCUGAGCCCGGCCGUGCCUCCCUACGUCACCCUGGGCCUGACGGUGGUCUACACCGCCUUCUACUCCCUCCUCUUCAUCUUCGUCUACGUCCAGCUCUGGCUGGUCCUGCGGUACCGACACAAGCGCUUCAGCUACCAGACCGUGUUCCUGUUCCUGUGCCUGCUGUGGUCGGCCCUGCGCACCGUGCUCUUCUCCUUCUACUUCAAGAACUUUGUCACAGCCAACACGCUGGGGCCCUUCUCCUUCUGGCUGCUCUACUGCUUCCCCGUCUGCCUCCAGUUCUUCACACUCAGUCUCAUGAACCUUUACUUUGCGCAGGUUGUUUUCAAGGCAAAGUCGAAAUAUGCACCAGAGCUUCUAAGAUACAGGCUGCCGCUGUACCUGCUCUUCCUGUUCAUCAGCCUGGUGUUUUUACUGGUGAAUUUGGUGUGCGCCCUGCUGGUGAGGACGUCCUCCACAGAGGCCCGCACCAUCGUGCUCGUGAGGGUCGCGAUCAACGACACACUCUUUGUCCUGUGUGCCGUCUCGCUCUCCCUGUGUCUUUACAAGAUCGCUAAGAUGUCCCUGGCCAACAUUUACCUGGAAUCCAAGGGGACGUCAGUGUGCCAGGUGACAGUUAUCGGAGCCAUCGUCAUCCUCCUGUACUCAUCCAGGGCCUGCUACAACCUGGUCGUCCUGGGACUCUCUAACAAGAGCAUUAACUCCUUUGACUAUGACUGGUACAACGUUUCAGACCAGGCAGAUUUACAGUCGACUCUGGGCGACGCUGGCUACAUCGUCUUUGGAGUGAUCCUGUUUGUAUGGGAGCUGCUCCCCACUUCUCUCGUAGUUUUCUUCUUCCGAGUUCAGCAGCCUAACCUAGACAGGAGUGGCUCCGGGCUCCCUGGUCAUGUCUUCUCCUCCAGGGCUUACUUUUUCGAUAACCCACGGCGUUACGACAGCGAUGACGACCUAGCGUGGAGCGUCAUGCCUCAGAACAUCCAAGCCAGUCUGGCAGCGGACAGUUACGAGUGGGGGAGCCAAAGCAGCAGCAUCAGUGCUUACAUCGGAGGGGACGACAGUUACCACCUCCCUCCUCCUCCAGAGGAGCUCAGCCAUUACUGACUGCUGCUUACCGACUCACAGGGACUCCUGCUGACCUUGUUUUUUUUUU
This is a messenger RNA of Xiphias gladius (swordfish), 1473 nucleotides long. It is a transcript of the gene gpr137ba, whose product is annotated as G protein-coupled receptor 137Ba. The record is from RefSeq and is a predicted model, not a curated record. Gene Ontology annotation, cellular component: lysosomal membrane. Gene Ontology annotation, biological process: negative regulation of bone resorption; regulation of autophagy; positive regulation of TORC1 signaling. The coding region runs from base 258 to 1424 and encodes 388 amino acids. Lineage: Eukaryota; Metazoa; Chordata; Actinopteri; Istiophoriformes; Xiphiidae. The transcript has 7 exons.